Messenger RNA from Xyrauchen texanus (razorback sucker), 1018 nucleotides. Its product is annotated as C-factor-like. The record is from RefSeq and is a predicted model, not a curated record. The transcript has 6 exons. Bases 81 to 857 code for a protein of 258 amino acids. NCBI's taxonomy places the organism in Eukaryota, Metazoa, Chordata, Actinopteri, Cypriniformes, Catostomidae.
UGGAGUCCACUCAGCCGCAUAUAAAAAUCACUUUCAAGAAACAGUGUGGUUGAUUUGACCACACAGAGAGAUCUUUGAACAUGGCAGUGUUUAAGGCAGGCAAUGUCCUAAUAACUGGGGCCAACCGGGGCUUGGGCUUUGAAAUGGUCAAGCAACUCUUGGAGGUCCCCUGUCCAAAGCGGAAGAUUUUCGCCUGCUGCCGUGACCCAGACGGGCCAAAGUCUGAGGCAUUGAGAGAACUGGUGAAAAAGCAUCCAACUGUGAUCACUAUUAUAUGUCUCGAUGUUGCUGAUCCAUGCAGCAUUAAAGAGUCUGCCAAGAAAGUGGGUCCUCUACUGGGGAAGAAUGGCCUGAACAUGCUGGUGAAUAAUGCUGCCAUGUUGGCAUUUGGCCCCAUGAUGUCCAUUCCCAUUGAGGACAUGCAGAACACCUUCAACACCAACGUGAUGGGGCCAUUUUUAGUCAUCAGGGAGUACCUACCAUAUCUACAAACUGCAGCCAAAGCCAGAGGAACAUCAGGAAUGUCCUGUGAUAAAGCUGUUGUCAUCAAUAUCUCUUCUACAGGGGGCUCCAUAACCAGAAUGCCUUCCUUAUACAGCCGAUUUCCUUAUAUCCCUUAUUGCGUGAGCAAGGCAGGUCUCAACAUGCUGACUGCAUUAAUGGCGGUGGAGUUAAAGCCAGAUGAGAUCCUCUGCAUGGCCCUUAACCCAGGAUGGGUGAGGACUGAAAUGGGUGGAGAAGAGGCACCACUUGAAACAAGAGAAAGUGUGGAGGGUAUGCUGCGUGUCAUUAGCAGCCUUACUGAGAAUGAGCAUGGUGGGUUCAUGGACUACAAUGGACAAACUCUGCCCUGGUAAACCAAAAGAACUUUGGCAUCAGAGAGGAUACCAAUGGGCUGAUCCAGAUCCAAAGAUCCUAUACUACCAUGAAAGUGCCCCUGUAAUCAUAGCACUUAAAGACAAUUUGUACUUAUGACAGACACAUUACAACUUCAUAGUUUUCCAUAACAAUAAAUAAU